This is a messenger RNA of Drosophila guanche, 1172 nucleotides long. RefSeq lists its product as uncharacterized. The record is from RefSeq and is a predicted model, not a curated record. The coding region runs from base 342 to 1085 and encodes 247 amino acids. The transcript has 2 exons. NCBI's taxonomy places the organism in Eukaryota, Metazoa, Arthropoda, Insecta, Diptera, Drosophilidae.
GAUUAAAAUCGUAUUUAUUAAAUAAUCUAAUGAAAAUGAGUACUUAUACUUAGCAAAUCUCUUCAGAAAUGUAUUAGUUUAUGGUGGAAAAUUAAAAAAUCAGUGCUGAUUCCUAUCUCUCGAAAGUAAUCCUAAGACGAACAUUAAAAUCGUCGAAUAUCAACGCAGUCGCGAAAGACAGCGCUGCUGGCGUCGCUGCUUUUGCAACCAGCAAAAAAAAAACAAUGUCGUAUCGUCGUGCGACCAAAAUAAUAAUAAAAACAAGGUCGCUUGGUUAUAGCCUCUAGCUAGGCAAAGAAGGAAAACACAAAACACACACCCAGCACGCAGGACGUGCCAAAAUGUUGGACAAGGGCAGUAUUGCGACGCUUUGGCAACCGCCGCUGGCCCAUGUGCUGGUUCUGGUGAUAUUAAUCGCAGCCCCUGGCCUGUGCUACAAAAACGUGCGCAUCCAGGACAACCUGUGCUCGAACAACCUAAUUUUCACACUCGCCAAACCCUUUCGCGGUGACCCCACGGUGAGGCUCGACUUCGAGGAGGAUUCAGCGGCGAUUAUGACGCAGACCUGGAAUCUCACACUGCCCAAUGGCCACUCGGCCAACAAGAUCAAGUACGACUGCCAGUUCCGCGUGGUGACCAGCGACCGUACACCGCGCGGCAUUUACACACUCAUCACCAGGCUCAAGUUCCGGCGGGAUCCUGUCUCGAAAAAGUGCAUCGACUACAUACAGUUUACCGGCGGCAAUCGGUCGCCCAGUGAACGCAUUUGUCAUAACAUCGUCAUCAAUGGCCCGGCCGGGCGACUGAUCUUCGAUGAGCGGGAUCGGGAAGUGAACGUUCACAUCUACAUCGACAGAUCGCGCCACAUUCUGGGCGAUCAGCUGGAGCUGAGCAUGGUGCUGACAGCCCACUCCGAGUGCCAGUUCAACGGUGACUUUCUGUGCGAUCCCAACGACCAAUACUCGUGCAUAUCGCGGCAUUUUGUGCGGGACAACGUCACCAACUGCUUGUAUCCGUGUAGGGAUGAAGGAACGUGCUUCCACGACGCCAUCGUGCCGGAGGAGAUAGACACAGCCAAUGACUAACUAUAAAGCACGAUCUGGUCUGUUUGAAACGCCUCGCAUCGCCCGAAUUUUAAGAAGAAUUAAAAUAAAUGAAUGGAAAAGACGUAA